Messenger RNA from Opisthorchis viverrini, 216 nucleotides. RefSeq lists its product as hypothetical. NCBI's taxonomy places the organism in Eukaryota, Metazoa, Platyhelminthes, Trematoda, Opisthorchiida, Opisthorchiidae. The record is from RefSeq and is a predicted model, not a curated record. Bases 1 to 216 code for a protein of 71 amino acids. The transcript has a single exon.
AUGAAUGGCAACCAGUCGGCUGGACGAGUUGUCCGUGAACGGCCCCCGGAUCAAUGCGAUCAUAUGAAUGACCCCCGGCGACUGGGCGUAUGUCUUCCAGUUGCGAAUGAGAAAUUGGGUGGAUCGGUCAAUCCGCCUGGUUGGAGCAACAAGAUGCCAGUCGGUCAACAAGAUGCCAAUUUAUCUUCUAUUCUCAAAGUAAUAGCUGGCUGCUGA